CCCUCGUAUAGAAAGAGAUAGUAUCGCAAUGCUUUCAUUUUGCAGUGAACUAAUGUGAUUCUCAUCACGUACGUAGAUAUUGGAUUUUUCCGGAUCUACUGUUGAGAUCAUAGUGUAAAUAUGUAAAAAUCGCAGACAAAUGAUAUCACACGAAGUUAACUAUUUUAUAGAUAGUGAAAAACGGUUUAAGGACCGAGAAAAGCAUUCCAAAAUGACCAUGAAAUCUAGUUUCGAUUUCGAAGAGCAUAUGGAGAAAUACGACUUGGAGAAUUCAGCGAUCCACAGAAAACUUCAAAGCAAAGUGGAAGCGCUGAAGAUCAUGCGAAAUGAACUGGAAAAGUACCGAUCCGAAAGGGAUCAGUUCAAGCUGAUGGCCGAAACACUUCAAAUGCGAUAUUCAGCCAUGAAAAGUAGUCUCAACUCGCCGGAGUUCCAAGCCGCAGGCUUUGGUAAUAGUUCCGCCGUUAGUCUAUUGGUUAAUCAAACUCGAGAACGCAACAUUUCUUUAAGUACAGAAGUGGAAGCCUUGCGACAGCGUGUUCAUGAACUAGAGGGCGACAUAGACGUCCUGCGAACAAAAAACUUCGAUCUUCAAGCAGCUUUCAACAAGAUGAAGUCCACGGAAGAAACGAAGCUCAAAGAUCGCAAAGGUAUUGUUUGGGACGAGGAAAAGUCCAAGCUGAUAGCGCAAAUGGAAACUCUGAAGAAAAAGAAUGCUCAACUGCAGUACGAUGUUCGAUCGUUGCUGGACGAAAAGGAGGACGUAGUUAUGGAACGGGACGCCUACAAGUGUAAAGCCCACAGGCUGAACCACGAGCUUAGUGUGAUGCUCAAGGGUGACCAAUCGCAGCAGAAGAUUGUGGAUGUUGAUGGACUGAUUUUGGAGAACAAGUACCAGCAGGAAAAGAUUACGAAUUUGGAAAAUGAAUUGGAACUGUCCCGACAGUCGGCCACCAAGUACAAGAACAUGCUUGACACCAAACGGAAAAAGGGAAUCAUCAAGCUUGGCACUAACAACAAUCAGAGGGUCAUGUCUCACUCACAAGUGAAAGAUCUACUCGAACGCGGAACCGUUGAGGAGCUUCCCCUCAAAGCUGCCACCAUAUCGGAGCUGAAGUCACUCUGCCUAGCCCUACUGGACAACGUCAACGACAAGAGCUUGGCGUUAUCACAUCAGAAGAAAACCAACAAACUUUUAGCUGCAAAGAUUACCGAACUGGAGCAACGGAUCCUCGCUCUAACGGGAACUAAUGAAAUCGCACCCACAUCCAGCCUUUCACCGUCUCAAAUUCUCCUGAACGGAUACGCUUCGUCAACGGUCGAUUUGGAUCUUAGCGAAGAAAUCAAGCAGCUCAAGAUUAAAAAUCAUUCUGAACUCAGUAGUGAUAACAGCGCAAAUGGAGUGGGACCUAAUGGACGUACUGAGGGAACCAGUUCCAAUACAUCUCAAGGCUUACCAACGGAACUGCUUUCGUCCGAAUCGAACAAGAGUCUCCCGAGCUGUUCGGAGAUUGGUGAACAUGAUUAUCGCGAAUCAUCUUCGGAUAUGACUUCCAAUGCAGACGAAGGCAUCCUAUUGGAACCCUACAUAAGAGCGAGCCGCAGUGGAUCGACGGACAGCAAACUUCCGGAGCUGCCACCGGAGAUUGCUGAACUUGUGCGGCAAUUAUCGAACAGUAUGGAUGACAGUGCUAAUUGAAAACGGACGGAUUUGAUUGACACUUCUUGGUGGCAUUGAGACUUCAUUCACACAGUUUUCGAAUUAUGUCUCCGGUUACCCGGCGAUGAUGGAGAAUCAAUUCUUGUAUUGCAGAAGAAUCGAGUUGUCCUAAGAUGCUUGUUAUCUCUGAGAGAAAUGAAAUAAAUGGAAAAAGUAUCAAUGCUA
This is a messenger RNA of Aedes aegypti (yellow fever mosquito), 1885 nucleotides long. RefSeq names its product coiled-coil domain-containing protein 149. The record is from RefSeq and is a predicted model, not a curated record. The coding region runs from base 140 to 1699 and encodes 519 amino acids. Lineage: Eukaryota; Metazoa; Arthropoda; Insecta; Diptera; Culicidae. The transcript is spliced from 5 exons.